This is a messenger RNA of Auxenochlorella protothecoides, 2247 nucleotides long. RefSeq names its product 26S proteasome non-ATPase regulatory subunit 2-like protein B. The coding region runs from base 1 to 2247 and encodes 748 amino acids. Gene Ontology annotation, cellular component: proteasome complex; proteasome regulatory particle, base subcomplex; nucleus. The transcript has 7 exons. Gene Ontology annotation, biological process: proteasome-mediated ubiquitin-dependent protein catabolic process; regulation of protein catabolic process. The record is from RefSeq and is a predicted model, not a curated record. Gene Ontology annotation, molecular function: enzyme regulator activity. NCBI's taxonomy places the organism in Eukaryota, Viridiplantae, Chlorophyta, Trebouxiophyceae, Chlorellales, Chlorellaceae.
AUGACCUCCGCGCCCGGGGGCUCCCGCGCCUGCCUGCGCUACAAGCUGACGGGCGCGGCGGGGGGCGUCGUGGGGGAGAGGGGGCACGAAUACGUUCGUCACCUGUCGGGGGAGAUUGGGGAGGAGGUGGGCGCGCGCCGCGCGGCGGGCGAGGCCGUGGACGACCUGCUGGCCCUAGUGGACCUCAUCGUGCCCUACGACAUGUCCCACAACGCCGAGCCGGACGCCAUUGACCUGCUGCUGGAGGUGGACCGCGUGGCGGACCUGCCGCGCCACGUGGACGCGGGCAACGCGGAGCGCGCGGCGCGCUACCUCCAGGCCUGCGCAGCCUACCUGCCCGAGCCGGAGGACGAGGCGGCGCUACGCGCUGUGCACGCCGUGCACAUGCGCGUGGGGCGGCACGCGGGCGCGCUGCGCGUGGGCCUGGCCCUGGGCGACGCGGAGCUGGUGGGCGCGGCCUGGCGCGCCGCCGCCGAUGGCGGCGAGCGCUGCCAGCUGGCCUACAUCAUGGGGCGCGCCGGGUUCGUCCCGGACCUGGAGGAGGGGUCGCUGGCGGUGGCGGACGAGGCCCUGCGCGAGCGCUACUUCUCCUGCUACAGCAACUCGAGGCUGCCCGAGCUGUAUGCCGCGUUGGGGCGGGACCUGGAUGUCAUGGAGCCCAAGCUGCCCGAGGACGUGUACAAGAUGCACCUGGUGGAGGGGCGCGUGCCCACAGGCCCUGCGGUGGACUCGGCACGUGCCAACCUGUCGGCCACCUUUGUGAACGGGCUGGUGAACGCCGGCUUUGGCAAAGACAAGCUGGUCACACCCGGGGUGGAGGACGACGCGGUGCACUGGGUAUUCAAGAACAAGGACCACGGCAAGCUGAGCGCGGCGGCCUCGCUGGGCCUGGUCAUGCUGUGGGACCUGGAGGGCGGCCUCCCCGCCAUCGACCGCUUCCUGUAUUCCAACGACCCGCACGUCGUGGCGGGCGCGCUGCUGGGCAUCGGCGUGCUCUCCUGCGGCGUGGCCGACGAGGUUGACCCGGCCCUGGCAAUCCUGUCGGAGUACGUCGGCGGCGCCGAGGCCUGGCCACGCAUCGGCGCCGCGCUGGGCCUUGGCGUCGCCUACGCGGGACGCGGCCGCGCCGACGUCGCCGACCUGCUGGCCCCCAUGGUGGCCGACCCCGACACGCCCAUGGAGGCCACGGUGGCCGCGGCCCUGGGUCUCGGCCUGGCCUUUGCCGGCCGCGCGCACGGCGGCGCGGUGGAGGCCGCGCUGCAGGCGCUGAUGCUGCGCGGCGAGGCAGAGCUGGCGCACCCCUUCGGCACCAUGCUGGCCCUGGCCCUGGGCCUGCUCUUCCUGCGCACGGGCGAGGCGGUGGAGGCCACGCUGGAGGUGGUGCGCACGCUGCCCCCCGCGCUGGCCGAGCCCACGCUGGCCACGCUGCGCGCCUGCGCCUAUGCCGGCACGGGCGAUAGCACAAUCGCCGUGCUGGGCGUGGCGAUGGUGGCCUCGGGCGAGGAGCUGGGCACGGCCAUGGCCUACCGCGCGCUGGAGCACCUCCUGCAGUACGGCGAGCCCAGCGUCAGGCGAGGCGUGCCGCUGGCCCUGGCCCUGCUCAACGUGUCCAACCCCGAGGUGGGUGUGAUGGACACGCUGUCUCGGCUGAGCCACGACGCGGAUGCCGACGUGGCCGGCUCGGCGGUGCUUGCCCUGGGCUUCGUGGGCGCCGGCACCAACAACGCGCGCCUGGCCGGCAUCCUGCGCGCGCUCUCCUCCUACUACCACAAGGAGCCCACGCUGCUGUACACCGUGCGCCUGGCCCAGGGCCUGACCCACAUGGGCAAGGGCCUGCUCACCCUGGACCCCUACCACGCCGACCGCGCCCUGCUCUCGGCCCCCGCGCUGGCGGGCAUCCUGACGGUGCUGUUUGCGGGGCUGGACAUGAAGGCGUGCCUGGGCGGGCGCCAGCACUACCUCCUCUACGCCCUGGUCCCGGCCCUGCACCCGCGCAUGCUCAUGACACUGGACGAGGAGGGCAAGCAGCUCUCCGUCCCCGUGCGCGUCGGUGCGGCGGUGGACGUGGUGGCCGCCGCGGGGCGGCCCAAGACCGUCACCGGCUUCCAGACCCACACCACGCCCGUUCUGCUCUCCGCGGGCGAGCGCGCGGAGCUGGGCACCACCAAGUACCUGCCCCUGACCAGCGUGCUGGAGGGGGUGGUGGUGCUCAGGCCCAACCCGGACUGGGUGGAGGAGGCGGAGUGA